CACAAAAGAAAUAUGGAAACAGUUUCUUAACAGAUGAAAAACCUGAACCAAAAAAAUUAAGAACUUGCAGCUCUUGAAAAUCGAUUGAUUUAAUUAAAAUAAUAACUAAAUUUACAAGAAGCUAACAAUAAUAUUGUUUAAGCAAAAGUAGACAAAAUAGUUCAUGCUAAGAAAUAGAAAUUUGAAGAUUAAAUGGAAGUAUGUCAUUGCUGAUAAAUUAUAUAGCUGAGUAAAAUAAUAGAAGCAAACAAUAUUAAUGAUAAUGGAAUACAUAAUUUUAUCAGAAGAAACAAACAAUAAUAGCAGGAAGAAACAAAAAAGAUGAAGUAAGAUAUGCUUGAUGAGAAAUGUUUGAAAACUGCAUUGGUGAAGUAGCAAUUGACAUUAUAGAUGUAUUAAAAUAAAAAGAAAAGAGAAGAAGAGCUUUUAGAAAAACAAUAAUAAUAUGCUAGAGUAUUUGAUUUUCUUUUUAGAUGUAGAUCUCAGAAUGGGAGUUCAAUAUGAAAUAAGAUUUAGAAUAAAAGAAAGCAGAAAAAAUAGAGAGAAUAAGACAAGAAUAAAAUUUAUUUAAGGAUUAAAUUGGUAAACGAUUGUAGGAGUAAUAAGCAUUAUGUGAUUAAAUGAGUACUGAAGAAUAGCGUUUGCUAAAGUAAAUUUUGACUUAAAUAACUUUAGUAAAUUAAAGGAUUCUUAAAUGCAUGGUAAUACUUUGAAAAAUAAUCUCAUGACUGCUCUGAAUUUAAGCAUCAAAGAAUAUAAUAGUAUUUCAGGAUUACGACCUUCAAAUUCCAAAUCUAAUAGUUUAUAAAAAUUACCUAAAGAAUCAUAGAAUAGUCCUUAUGCUCAAUUACCAACAAUGUUGUAAUUGAAAGUAAAUGGUCAAUGGAGCAAUUAUUUAAACAGUAAUUCAUCUUUCCGUGAAUCUUUGAUGAAAGAGUACUAAUUUUCACUCCCCUCCUUAUGUAAACCAUCUUUUAAUGAACAACAAUAAUAAGUAGAACGAUUAUAUCAAUCUAAAAUAAUUAAGAAUAGCAAACAAGAUUUGUAAUCUAUUCUAAAUUAUUGUGAUAAUAAAAGCAAAACUUCAUCUACUAAAUACAAAGGUAGAAUGAAUUAAAGUGAAGUUCUUUCUUCAGAUAAUCAUUCUAUUUCCUCAAAAUAAAAUCGUAAAAUAUCUCAACAACAGUCUAUUAGUAAAUAAUAAUCGAAAGAGUUCGAAAAAAGUACUUUAAAUUAAUAAUAAUAAAAUUGA
This is a messenger RNA of Paramecium sonneborni, 1252 nucleotides long. The record is from the annotation of a GenBank genome assembly. NCBI's taxonomy places the organism in Eukaryota, Ciliophora, Oligohymenophorea, Peniculida, Parameciidae.